Messenger RNA from Rhinolophus ferrumequinum (greater horseshoe bat), 8703 nucleotides. RefSeq names its product ADP ribosylation factor guanine nucleotide exchange factor 2 (gene ARFGEF2). The record is from RefSeq and is a predicted model, not a curated record. Lineage: Eukaryota; Metazoa; Chordata; Mammalia; Chiroptera; Rhinolophidae. Gene Ontology annotation, molecular function: guanyl-nucleotide exchange factor activity. Gene Ontology annotation, biological process: regulation of ARF protein signal transduction. The transcript is spliced from 39 exons. Bases 147 to 5504 code for a protein of 1785 amino acids.
GCCGUGGGGCCGCGGCGUCGCUUCCUGACGGGGAGGCGCGGACGGACGCGGCCGGUGCCGGCCGGGACGCCGGGCCCGCAGCCUCGCUCGCCUGCUCGCUCGCGCCGUCCGCCCGCGGGGCUACCAGCCCCCGCCGGGCCGGGGCCAUGCAGGAGAGCCAGACCAAGAGCAUGUUCGUGUCCCGGGCCCUGGAGAAGAUCCUAGCCGAUAAGGAGGUGAAGCGGCCCCAGCACUCCCAGCUGCGCAGGGCCUGCCAGGUGGCGCUCGAUGAAAUUAAAGCGGAAAUAGAAAAGCAGAGGCUUGGUGCGGCUGCACCACCAAAGGCAAACUUCAUUGAAGCUGACAAGUAUUUCCUUCCAUUCGAGCUAGCUUGCCAGUCCAAGUCCCCACGGGUGGUCAGCACAUCCCUCGACUGCUUGCAGAAACUCAUCGCAUAUGGGCACAUCACUGGCAACGCCCCAGACACUGGAGCUCCUGGAAAGCGGCUGAUUGACAGGAUCGUCGAAACCAUUUGCAAUUGUUUUCAGGGCCCUCAGACCGAUGAAGGAGUUCAGUUACAAAUAAUUAAGGCUCUUCUGACUGCAGUGACGUCCCCGCACAUUGAAAUUCACGAGGGCACCAUCCUACAGACGGUUAGGACAUGUUACAAUAUCUAUUUGGCCAGCAAAAAUCUCAUCAAUCAAACUACUGCCAAGGCCACCCUGACUCAGAUGCUGAACGUCAUUUUCACCCGCAUGGAGAACCAAGUGUUACAGGAGGCCAGAGAAUUGGAAAAACCAGUCCUGUCAAAACCCCAGUCCCCUGUGAUCCAAGCUGCAGCAGGGUCCCCAAAGUUCAAUCGCCUGAAGCAGAACCAGGCACACAGCAAACCAACAACUCCUGAAAAGACAGAUUUAACCAACGGUGAACAUACCAGGAGUGGUUCUGGAAAAGUAAGCUCAGAGAACGGAGAUGUACCUCGAGAAAGAGGCUCUUCGCUAUCAGGAACGGAUGAUGGAGCCCAGGAGGUGGUGAAGGAGAUCUUAGAAGACGUGGUCACAUCCGUCGUUAAAGAAGCUGCACAAAAGCACGGUCUGACAGAACCUGAGAGGGUUCUGGACGAGCUGGAGUGCCAGGGACGUGUUGUUUCACCAGCAGUUGAUGAAAACUCACAGACCAAUGGGAUAGCGGACGACAGGCAGUCCUUAUCAUCAGCGGAUAAUUUGGAAUCAGACGCACAAGGACAUCACGUGGCCGCCAGGUUCUCUCACAUUCUCCAGAAGGAUGCCUUCCUUGUGUUUCGCUCCCUUUGCAAGUUGUCCAUGAAACCCCUUGGUGAAGGCCCCCCAGAUCCAAAGUCCCACGAGCUGCGCUCCAAGGUGGUCUCCCUGCAGCUGCUGCUGUCCGUGCUGCAGAACGCUGGCCCCGUCUUCAGGACUCACGAGAUGUUUAUCAACGCGAUCAAGCAGUACCUCUGCGUGGCCUUGUCCAAGAACGGCGUCUCCUCAGUGCCGGAUGUCUUUGAGCUCUCUCUGGCCAUUUUUCUCACUCUUCUCUCAAACUUUAAGAUGCACUUGAAAAUGCAGAUAGAGGUCUUUUUCAAAGAGAUUUUCCUGAACAUUUUAGAAACAUCAACAAGUUCUUUUGAGCACCGGUGGAUGGUCAUUCAGACACUGACAAGGAUCUGUGCAGAUGCCCAGUGUGUUGUAGAUAUUUAUGUCAACUACGACUGUGAUUUAAAUGCUGCUAAUAUUUUUGAGCGCCUCGUAAAUGACUUAUCCAAAAUCGCUCAGGGAAGAAGUGGACACGAGCUGGGAAUGACACCUCUGCAGGAGCUCAGUCUGAGGAAAAAAGGCCUGGAGUGCCUCGUGUCCAUUCUCAAGUGCAUGGUGGAGUGGAGCAAAGACCUGUAUGUGAAUCCCAACCACCAGACUAGCCUCGGUCAGGAGAGGCCCAUGGAUCAGGAAAUGGGGGAUGGGAAAGGCCUUGACAUGGCGAGACGGAGCAGCGUGACGUCCAUGGAGUCCACGGUGUCCUCGGGGACGCAGACAACUGUGCAGGAUGAUCCGGAGCAGUUCGAGGUCAUCAAGCAACAAAAGGAGAUCAUUGAACAUGGCAUCGAGCUGUUCAACAAGAAACCCAAGAGAGGCAUCCAGUUUCUCCAGGAGCAGGGCAUGCUGGGAACGUCAGUUGAAGAGAUUGCCCAAUUCCUGCACCAAGAGGAGCGCCUUGAUUCUACCCAAGUAGGUGAUUUUCUGGGAGACAGCACGAGGUUUAACAAGGAAGUGAUGUAUGCCUACGUAGACCAACUUGACUUCCGUGAGAAGGAGUUUGUCUCAGCUCUGCGGACAUUUCUAGAAGGUUUCCGCCUACCUGGAGAAGCCCAGAAGAUUGAUCGGUUAAUGGAGAAGUUUGCCGCCAGAUACAUAGAGUGUAACCAGGGGCAAACUCUGUUUGCUAGUGCUGACACUGCGUAUGUCCUAGCGUAUUCGAUUAUUAUGCUAACUACAGACCUGCACAGCCCUCAGGUAAAAAAUAAAAUGACAAAAGAGCAGUAUAUUAAAAUGAAUCGGGGCAUCAACGAUAGUAAAGAUCUACCAGAAGAAUAUCUCUCAAGCAUCUACGAAGAGAUAGAAGGCAAGAAAAUUGCAAUGAAAGAAACAAAAGAGCAUACGAUCGCAACCAAAUCUACUAAGCAGAAUGUAGCUAGUGAAAAGCAGCGACGGCUGCUGUACAAUGUGGAGAUGGAACAAAUGGCUAAAACAGCCAAAGCUCUGAUGGAGGCUGUGAGCCAUGCCAAAGCCCCGUUUACGAGCGCCACUCACUUGGACCACGUCCGGCCAAUGUUCAAACUGGUGUGGACGCCACUGUUGGCUGCCUAUAGUAUCGGACUGCAAAACUGUGAUGACACCGAAGUGGCCUCCCUGUGCUUGGAAGGCAUCCGGUGUGCCAUCCGGAUCGCGUGCAUCUUUGGAAUGCAGCUGGAACGAGAUGCCUAUGUUCAGGCCCUUGCUCGCUUCUCCCUGCUGACAGCUAGCUCCAGCAUCACAGAAAUGAAGCAGAAAAACAUUGACACCAUAAAGACGCUUAUUACAGUGGCUCACACUGAUGGCAACUACCUUGGGAAUUCCUGGCACGAGAUCUUGAAAUGCAUCAGCCAGCUGGAGCUCGCUCAGCUGAUAGGAACCGGGGUGAAGACCCGCUACCUGUCUGGGUCUGGGCGUGAAAGAGAGGGGAGCCUGAAGGGCCACACGCUGGCGGGAGAAGAGUUCAUGGGCCUUGGCCUGGGUAAUUUGGUGAGUGGUGGAGUGGACAAAAGACAGAUGGCCAGCUUCCAGGAAUCGGUUGGCGAGACCAGUUCGCAGAGUGUGGUCGUGGCUGUAGACAGAAUUUUUACUGGAUCUACCAGACUGGAUGGCAAUGCAAUAGUUGACUUUGUUCGUUGGCUGUGUGCCGUGUCCAUGGACGAGCUGGCUUCCCCCCACCAUCCCCGCAUGUUCAGCUUACAGAAGAUUGUGGAGAUAUCAUACUACAACAUGAAUCGGAUCCGACUGCAGUGGUCCCGAAUAUGGCAUGUGAUCGGAGAUCACUUCAAUAAGGUUGGCUGUAACCCUAAUGAAGACGUGGCUAUCUUUGCUGUUGAUUCAUUAAGGCAACUUUCCAUGAAGUUUCUUGAGAAGGGAGAAUUAGCCAACUUCCGUUUCCAGAAAGAUUUUCUGAGGCCCUUUGAGCAUAUCAUGAAGAAAAACAGGUCUCCGACCAUCCGGGACAUGGUGAUCCGCUGCAUCGCCCAGAUGGUGAGCUCCCAGGCAGCCAACAUCCGCUCAGGCUGGAAGAACAUCUUUGCCGUGUUCCACCAGGCUGCCUCUGAUCACGACGGGAACAUCGUGGAGCUGGCCUUCCAGACCACGGGCCACAUCGUCACAACUACGUUCCAGCACCAUUUCCCCGCAGCCAUUGAUUCCUUCCAGGAUGCUGUGAAGUGCUUGUCGGAGUUUGCCUGCAACGCUGCUUUUCCUGACACCAGCAUGGAAGCCAUCCGGCUCAUCCGCUUCUGCGGGAAAUACGUCUCAGAGAGGCCACGGGUGCUACAAGAAUACACAAGUGACGACAUGAAUGUGGCUCCUGGUGACAGAGUCUGGGUCCGAGGCUGGUUCCCCAUCCUGUUUGAGCUCUCCUGCAUCAUUAACAGAUGCAAGCUAGAUGUGCGGACAAGAGGACUCACAGUCAUGUUCGAGAUCAUGAAGAGCUAUGGCCACACCUUUGAAAAGCACUGGUGGCAGGACCUGUUCAGAAUUGUGUUCAGGAUUUUUGACAACAUGAAGCUCCCUGAACAGCAGUCGGAGAAAUCUGAGUGGAUGACAACAACUUGCAAUCACGCACUUUAUGCUAUUUGUGAUGUAUUUACGCAAUUUUACGAAGCUUUGAAUGAAGUCCUUCUUUCUGAUGUAUUUGCACAGUUGCAGUGGUGUGUAAAACAAGAUAAUGAGCAGUUGGCUCGAUCAGGUACAAAUUGCUUAGAAAACUUAGUAAUAUCCAAUGGAGAGAAAUUCAGUCCCGAUGUCUGGGAUGAAACAUGCAAUUGUAUGCUGGAUAUUUUCAAAACAACUAUCCCACAUGUUUUGCUGACAUGGAGGCCUGCAGGAAUGGAGGAAGAUUCAUCGGAAAAACAUUUGGAUGUGGAUCUGGACCGCCAGUCUUUAAGCAGCAUAGAUAAAAAUGCCUCUGAGAGAGGCCAGAGCCAACUCUCUAACCCGACCGAUGAGAGCUGGAAAGGGAGACCAUAUGCAAAUCAGAAACUGUUUGCCAGCCUCCUCAUCAAGUGUGUGGUCCAGUUGGAAUUGAUCCAGACCAUCGACAACAUCGUGUUCUAUCCUGCAACGAGCAAAAAGGAAGAUGCGGAGCACAUGGUAGCUGCCCAGCAAGACACACUGGAUGCGGAUAUCCACAUAGAGACAGAGGAUCAGGGCAUGUAUAAGUGCAUGUCUUCCCAGCACCUCUUCAAGCUGUUGGACUGCUUACAGGAGUCCCAUUCAUUCUCAAAGGCUUUCAACUCCAAUUAUGAGCAGCGAACUGUCCUGUGGCGAGCAGGUUUUAAGGGCAAAUCUAAACCCAAUCUUCUAAAACAAGAAACCAGCAGCCUGGCCUGUUGUUUGAGGAUCCUGUUUCGAAUGUACAUCGAUGAGAACCGCAGGGAUUCCUGGGAAGAAAUACAGCAGCGACUUUUAAAUGUGUGCAGUGAAGCUCUUGCCUAUUUCAUUACGGUGAACUCUGAAAGCCAUCGGGAGGCCUGGACAAGUCUCCUGCUGUUACUUCUAACAAAAACCCUCAAAAUAAACGAUGAAAAGUUUAAAGCACAUGCUUCAAUGUACUACCCCUACUUGUGUGAAAUUAUGCAGUUUGACCUGAUUCCUGAGCUCCGAGCAGUUCUGCGGAAGUUCUUCUUACGGAUAGGUGUUGUGUAUAAGAUAUGGAUUCCAGAAGAGCCAUCACAAGUACCAGGGACCCUGUCACCAAUGUGGUAGCCCAGGCCACUGCUCCUCCUCUGUAGAAUGUUCACUAUGCCACCUCUACCUGGCACAUCUCCUGAAGGGUCAGAUCAUAGAAACAAGAAGUCAGCGUCUUGGAGCUCGGAAUGGUCUGGAUAAAGAUGGCCUCUGCGCUGGCCCCAUCAGAGUCCCUGACUAAGGCAUUGUGGUAUUUCAUUAAACUGUUGCAUACCCAGUUAACACAGUAGGUGGGGUGUCUGUUUCAUCUCUGUCAUUCCAUUUUACUGAUUGAAUUGUUUGUCAAAUCUGUCAUUGCACAUGCCGUCAUUUUCUAGCAAGGUCCCAUGAUUGGCUGUAAACAUUUUGUCAGAGGAAGUCGUUCUCCUUGAAAAUACUGAACAUAGUUGUAUAGGUUCGUGAUUAUUAGAGAGUAUGUUAAUAAAAUUUCUUGUAACGGCUAAGUGCCACCUAAAAUAUGCUGGGUUUUUUGUUCUUGUUUGAGUGUGUUAGAGAAGUUUGAGUGUUUUUGUCAGUUGUGAGUCAGCUGUAGUUAGAUUAGUUUGGGGAAAGGUAGGGAACAAAAGGGUUUUGGGUUCCCCCCACCCCGUUUUAUGACUGAGUGAUUUUAAAGUAUUUUAUAAAAAGAUACGGAAGAUUUGAUUGAAGGCAGAGUUUAGUAAUCAAGUUAGAAUUAAGAUUUUGCAAAGUUAAAAGUAGUGCCUCCUGACUCUCUGUUUCAGUAACUUGGGGAGAAAAGUCUAUAGGAAACAGUAAAAAUGUAAUGAAGAUGAUUAGCCUUCCUUGAAGUAAGUGUUUGUGUUGGAUGGGUAUGAAAUUAAAAUUUCCAGAAUAUGCUGUCCAUCUCACACACUCUGAAAUCUAAUAUAUGAAGUAGUAAUGAAAAUGAAGUAGUAAUUUAACAGAGUUCAUUUAUAUUUGAGUAAACCUUUUAUUUUUUACCUCAGAACAGUGAGUGUACCAGUUGUUAGUAGCUGAAUUCUUUGGAAAGGUUAGAUUCCGAGGCCCUUUUUUAUGUUAAUGAUGGUGCAAUACUCUUGACUGCAGUAGAACUGGAUCUGAUGCAGCUUAUGUAAAAGUGGGGCAGUAGACAGGUAAGGCCUGAAGGCUGCAAGCAGUAUGAGUCAGUGAGAAAGAGAAUACACACAUCAUACUCUGCCCUCUCAUCCACUCACCUCGAGUGGCAUCCAGCAUUAGCAAAAGUGUUACAGAGUUAUUAAAACAUUCAGACUUCUACCUAUGCCCUUUGGUCCUGUAAAUUGGGAUGUAUUGAUGUCAACUCUGGUGCCUUAGAAGAUAGUAAGUUGGGAACCUAUCUAUAAAAUCGGAUUAUUUUUCUUUAUAGAGAAGGAUUUCUGGUGCUUUUGUUUAUUAAGAAACCGAUUUCUUAAAUUUUUUUGUUUUUAACAGCUUUGAGAAAUGUUUGGUUUGGGCCAGCAGUACUGUCUACUUUUUUCUUUUCCCAAAAGUAUUUUAAUUUCUUUACCAAAGAAUAAAAGAGCGGGUUUGUGUUUUUACGUUACUUACAUACAUCGAAGAGGAGCUAUAUAAUUUAGCAGGAAGGGACUGUGGAAGAGUGUUUUACUGUGAAUGGAAAAUGUUAGCACAUUUGACUGACUUGUCUUGAAUCCGUUACAUCUUUACAUGGCAAAGUGGAAGCUGCAUUCUGAGACUUACUCUCUGGUACUAUAGUUCGUUACAACCUCAGCAAGUCAGUCAUCUCCACUGCUAUUUGUACUAAAGGUAUAAAUUGGGAACACACAAGUUCACUACAUUUUCUGUCCAACUGCAUCCCUGAUUGAGAUUUUUCCUUUCCGAGGUUGUCAUGUGACAUUUUCUUCAAUUGUGACUACAAGACUUUUCCAGUAUACUCCUGCCUUCCCCUUAAUGUUUGCCUCUUCUUGCAGAGUAAGAAAUGUGUAAGUCCAUCUGUUAUUUGCUGAAAUAUUCAGGUUUUAAUUUCUUUUUGUGUUUUAAACAAUUCAGUUUUCUGAAUGAAGCAUUGGAAUUGUACCAGCAUGGACCUUUAAAAACUGGAUGUAAAACCAUUUAGGAUAAUUUUUCUUGUUGGUGGACCAUGAGGUAUUAAGGAAAUCCCUUACCUCCAAUAAUAAGCCAUUCAGCCUAAAUUCUACUUUGUGAGUAAAUCUAUUUCAUGAUAAGGGUGGCUUGUGCCACUCAAACACUAGUGACAAAGGGUGUGUAUGACUCUGCAGCACCGGGCCAGGACACCAUUUAUCAAUUAAGUUAUGGAGAAAGGAGAAGCAUUUCCAAGGCCUUAUUUCUUUUCUCAGAAUGCUUUAAGUGUUGAUUUUAUGUGCUGGGUCUCUAGAGAAGUUAUUUGUCACAAUACUGCUGCUUUGAGCAAUUUUGUUUUUCUUCAUUGUCCUUAAUGGAAAUCACCAGCUUUGGUAUCUUAACAACAAACAGAUGGGAAGUUUUAUUUCUAAUACGCAUCUUUAGAGUCAAAUACACUUUUUCCCUGAUACUCCUCACAUACAACCAAAGAACAUACAUUAUGGAAAUUGUAUAUCUAGAAACACAGCAUUUUCUUCUGACAGGUGACUUUUGUACAAAAUGCAAAAAAAAAAACACCUAAACUUUUUUGUUCUGUUGUGAUUAUGGCUAUACAUUUAGUAACCUUUAAUAGUUAUUAAAGAUACCUGUUGACAAAUGCAAGUAUGACCAUCUCAUUCAAAUGUUUGUUGUUAUGAUGCAAGUGGAUAUUGGUUUAAAAAGAAGCUGGAUUCUCAAUACUGCAUUUUCUGAAUUCUGUUUCAAUGUUUGUGUUAAGGUAAACAUAGCUUGAACUCAACAUGAAAUCCUGGAAUUUUGCCAUCAGCAGCUUUGUAGUUUGGGAUACAAAGAAACCAAAGCUGAAUAUUUAAAAGAAUGAAUAUAUCUGGAAAUCCUUGCCCUCAAAAAAAGACAUCAAAGAUAUAGUUUUUCUCAGUGUUCUAAUUUUUAAAAAAAUUUUAUCUGCAUAUUUGCAUCAAAUAUUUAUGUGCAAAAUGUUUUACCUCCUUAAAAUGCCUAAAAAUUAAUAGCUACUUUUGUUUAAUCUAUACACGAUGAUUAAGUGCAUUUAAUAUUGGUAAUUUAAUGAAAAGCAUUCCUGAUGUAUACAUUUUUGAAAGAAUAAGCAGAAUUAUAUAAUAUUAAAUGCUAUGUAAAGUUUUCUAUGUAAAAAUAUUAUGUAUAAUACUGUUAAAAUAUC